UAAAAACGACUGACAGCCUAUCUGAUAAACACUAUUCAUUAUCUCGGGACAUCAUUACUGAACAUCACCUCUAAUCAGUCCUUCCUUCGUCACCAUGGCGCUCGCUGCCCGGGCCCUGGCUCUCUUCCUGGCGUGUGUGUCAGCAGCAGGCGUCUCAGGUGAGAGUGUGAGUGUUACGGUGACCACCACGUCCGUGCAGGUCUCGUGGGAGAAGACGGGGCAAUGGAAGGGUGUGAAUUCCUUCCAUGUGAACCUCACGAUGAACGGGUACUCUUUCUGUGAGAAGGAUGUCCUAUGCUUCUUGUCCACGAGCUGCGCCUUCAACAGUGAGGCACAGUGCGGCAAGUUCUCUCCCUGCGCCGAUGUCUCCGUCACGGUGACCGGGAACAAUUUCAAGGCGCCGCAGGUGGACGUAGUGACUGCUCCUGAGCCAGUCACUGAUAUAGAUAUUAAAGGCACGAAAAAUAGUAAGACAGUCACCUGGACCAACCCUACAUCUUCAUGCCUAGAGAACCUCAUCGCAAAAGUCGAGUACGGAGGCUACUACAAUUACAUCUCGGUCCUGGACAAGAGCCAAAACUCCGUGACUGUACCGCUGUGCAUGAAUGGCCUGGGAAUCGUGAAGGUGCGAGCCAGGGGAGGCAGCGGAGAAAGUGACGCCACAAGUGUUAUUCUUUCAAGGGAGUUCCAAAACGAUGCCGUCAAGAUCCAGGACUGCCCGCCCAAGGGAUGUAAGGACGUAGUCAUUAACUGGGAGUACAAGUCAGUGUGUCCUGAUGUGGACCACCUCUAUCUGACGCUGGGGGAUGUCUUUGAAACCACCACCGAUCUCAACAUCACUAGCGUCACCAUCACGGACUUGGACCUCAACACGAAAUACAAGACUUGUCUUCACGCCUACGACGUGGACGACAAUCUGCUGGCCAGACAUUGCACCAACUGCGGAUCUCAACCUGAAGUGGUGGACAAGCUGGGUGUGACUAAUGUGUCAGACACCACAGCCGUGAUUGACUGGGAACCUCCAAUCUGUCCCACUGCCGACGAAAUCGAAUACAAUGUGUCCUACUCUAAAGUGGGGAAUGAACGCUCCUACAUCACCGCUGACUCCAUGUUCCAGUGGACUGAGCUACAACCCGCCCAGAACCACAAGUUGUGUGUGACAGUGCAGCACAAAGGCGUCUCAUCAGCCGAUCCUGCUUGUGUCAACGCCUUCACACUGCCGGAAGCUCUCGGAAAGAUCGUGGUGAGGAUUUACGACGAGUCUUCUCUCUUCAUCACGUGGGAAGCGGGUCUCUUCACACCGAACAUAAAGUACCGCGUGUCUUGGGGCGACGACCUAACUCACUCUGACUACACGGAGUAUAAAAGCUAUACCAUUGACGGCUACAACGAAACGGUGGGACCUAAUGAAGUCUGCGUGGAGGUAGAGACCAAAGUCCCCACUGGCCUGAGGAGCACCACCACUUGUCAGGAGUCGCCUUUUCCUAAUUUCAUUUCAGCCAAGCCUGACCACACCAACAUGAUCAUCGGGGUGUCCGUGUCGGCGGGUCUGGCCGUACUGCUGUCCGUGUUGUUGGUGGUGAAGGCCGGAACGGAACCGCCGUCCAGGAAGUCUUAAAUGUCCAGUUUGUGGUAAAGAGGCUGAGAGAACAUUAGGAAAGGAAAUAACAAGAGAAGCUGUAUGAGGUCAUUAUACACGCUGUCCCUGCAAUAUAUAUAUAUAUAUAUAUAUAUAUAUAUAUAUAUAUAUAUAUAUAUAUAUAUAUAUAUAUAUAUAUAUAUAUAUAUAUAUAUAUGAUUAGAGAGAGAGAGAGAGAGAGAGAGAGAGAGAGAGAGAGAGAGAGAGAGAGAGAGAGAGAGAGAGAGAGAGAGAGAGAGAGAGAGAGAGAGAGAGAGAGAGAGAGAGAAUCUUCAUGUAACAUACUCGUAACUGCUCAAACACACACACACACACACACACACACACACACACACACACUUCGUCCAAAAGACUCGUCUUAAUACAUACGUAGUACAUGGGAUAUCAAGGCAUGAACACUAUGCUAUGUAUGCACGAUCAACUCUAAUUCAAAUAAACAUGAUUUAUCAAAUGAUUGA
This is a messenger RNA of Scylla paramamosain (green mud crab), 2097 nucleotides long. RefSeq lists its product as uncharacterized. Gene Ontology annotation, molecular function: protein binding. Lineage: Eukaryota; Metazoa; Arthropoda; Malacostraca; Decapoda; Portunidae. The record is from RefSeq and is a predicted model, not a curated record. Bases 95 to 1618 code for a protein of 507 amino acids. The transcript has 10 exons.